GGGACUUUGUAGUUCGUUCGGUCGUUUGUUGUUUCGGAUCAAUUAUCAAUCGGAAAUUCAACCGGAAAUAGUGAAGAAGAUGGAGAUUCUGGGUAUGGAUUUUAGCUGCGCGUUGGGUUCUCUCAGCGAUGGCAAGUUCCCUGACAAGGACUGUUUGCUUCCUCUCAUAUCGAAGCUCCUCGGGUACUGCAUCGUCGCCGCCUCCACUAUCGUCAAACUUCCACAGAUAUUAAAAAUUUUACAGCAUAGAAGUGUUAGGGGCCUUAGUGUUGCAGCUUUUGAGCUUGAGGUUGUUGGUUAUACUAUUGCUUUGUCGUACUGUCUUCACAAGGGCCUUCCUUUUUCAGCUUAUGGGGAGUUGGCUUUUCUCUUAAUCCAAGCUAUAAUUUUAAUUGCUAUCAUCUACUAUUAUUCGCAACCAAUGGGAAUGAAGACAUGGAUCAGGGCAUUACUAUUUUGUGCUUUAGCACCCACCAUUUUGGCUGGUCAGAUUGAUCCUGUUCUUUUUGAAGCUCUAUACGCCUCUCAGCAUGCGAUUUUUUUCUUUGCCAGGGUUCCACAAAUAUGGGAGAAUUAUUCUAACAAAAGCACGGGGGAGCUUAGCUUCUUGACUUCUUUUAUGAAUGUUGGAGGUUCCAUUGUGAGAGUUUUCACCAGCAUCCAGGAAAAAGCUCCCACUAGUGUGAUUCUCGGAUCUAUGAUUGGAAUUGUUUUGAAUGGGACCAUCCUCUCUCAGAUACUUCUCUACCGGAAGCCACAGGCAAAGAAAGGGAAGAAGGCAGAAUAGAAGCAAAGUUUGUUACUUGGGUGGCUUUUUGUACAAUUAAGAUUCAUAAGGAGUUGCAAGAGGCCCAUGCUUGCCAUUGUCAUCAGUAAGUUAUGGAGGGGCAAAUUAUUUUUCUAUCUAGUGAUCCUUCAAGAGAUGUAGUAUAGCAUUGUUGAUUGGGUAUACAAAUUGAAAGUGAUUUCAGAUGCUCUGUUCAUCUUGC
This is a messenger RNA of Telopea speciosissima, 989 nucleotides long. Its product is annotated as mannose-P-dolichol utilization defect 1 protein homolog 2. The record is from RefSeq and is a predicted model, not a curated record. NCBI's taxonomy places the organism in Eukaryota, Viridiplantae, Streptophyta, Magnoliopsida, Proteales, Proteaceae. The transcript has 8 exons. Bases 80 to 787 code for a protein of 235 amino acids.